AUUAAAGUGUGAUGUUUAGGGGGAAAAGUUUAAAUUUUAAAUAUGUCCAUCGUGAAAACAAACAUGAACUCACUUGUGGGAGUGUCAGCUCUCAUCUUAGCUGCAUGUACAGUGGUGUCCUCUCUGUCUGUCAAAGCGAGAGUCGGUAAAUUCUUCAUUUACCCCAUUCAUCGUGAGGACUACUUCCCGGGCAGUCUUCUGCUGCCCUCCUCACCUGUGGAGUUUCAGCCAUUUGUGAAGGGUGAGGUGAUGCUGCCCCACUGGAUGACAUUUCUGCAGGCUGAUGACACGAGUGAUGCGUACCUGUAUGGCUUACCUGAGGCUAAGGCUAAUGACAAAGUUAACCUACAGGUGGUUGGAUUGAACAUGGACUCAUAUCAAGCAAAAAAAGAAAAUGUUAUUAUUGAGCUGUAUGAAAAGCAAGUAUCGUUAACGUAUUAUAUUGAUUUGCCUUUGGUGAAUAUGACUCUAGAACAGCUGCUUGAAGGCGACACACUUUCAACUUUGACACAUAUUGUUCAGCGCCUAUGGACUCGUGGGGAAGUGAUGCCUACAAGAGUAGUCCCCCCUGAGCCACCCUCCAAUUCAGUUCUGACUGUUCGCUUUUCUGGAACCAAACAUUUCUCAACGAACUUGCGAAUGUUGGCUACCCAUCCCAGCUCCGAGGAAUGUCAGAGGUCAGAACGACCAAAGGUCAAAGUGGAGAGGGAUUUUUCCCCACGUUUUAUGGUGGACUGGUGCAGAGUUGUUAUGAUGGAGGGAGUAAAAACCCCUGACAGAGAAAUCACAGGUGUGCCUGCAGGUGACAGUUCACCGUUUGCUUGGAGUUUGGUGGAUGACUAUGAUCCUCCGUCGGCUGUGCAUGGCCGAGUCCACAGCUUGUUCCAGGACUUCCUGGCAUGUGUUCUCAUCCCUGUCGGUGUGCUCAUAUUACUGGUCCUUGUCCUGGCCUGUGUCAUGUGCUGUGGACGUACAGGGUGGGAGAAGAGAGUGAAGAUGACCCCAGAACCUCAGCUAGUGCGUUACAACUCUAUUCGCCGAGCAUCCAUCUCCCUACGCCAGCUGUCAGAGAACCGUGAGUUGGCUCUGUCAUCAGCUUCCCGCAGCACAUCGAUGAAUGUGGGUCCGACCGCAGGGGGCUUGAGUGAUGGAGAGCCCGAGAACACCCCGCGCUCUGCUCCAGGAACAUUGCAGAGAAAGCGAGAAGGCAGCCCGAAUGCUCCACCCCCUUACAGACCACCUCUGGGGUAUGGAACUUACCCAAAACGUCAAGAGGCAUCUUAGACAGAGGGUGGGGUGAGUACGGCGCCGUGAUGACCGACCUCUUGUCUUCACGGGGGAGAACACGGGUCAGUGGGAAGGCUGCUGAAUUACCCAUCCAUAGACAGCCGUGUUAAUGAAGUCCUGUCCCCAUCUCCCAUCGACAGCCUUAUACCUAGACGAGUGUUUGUCAAUAGUCUCUUGUGUCUUCUAUGUGUUUAGAUUUUUGUAGAAUUGUGAGAAUUGUAGUAACAUUGUUAGGUAUAGAUACACAAAUAAAACAAUGGCAAAAGCGCCAAGGCUACCACAAUUAAUGCCAAAGCAUAUUGAAAUAUCUCAUUUUUGUUUACGGUCAAUUGAUUGUUAAUGUAGCCAAACAAAUGAAGGUCUGCAGUCAUUGUCGAAAUUCUGCGCGGAGUUUGUACAAAUAGUGUACUUUUCCACUUUUGUAUCGUUUCUAUAUGCCAUCAUUUGAAUAAAACACUGAAGCCAAGUGGCAAUUCUUGUCA
Liolophura sinensis is the source of this 1769-nucleotide messenger RNA. RefSeq names its product epsilon-sarcoglycan-like. The transcript has 12 exons. The record is from RefSeq and is a predicted model, not a curated record. Gene Ontology annotation, cellular component: sarcoglycan complex. NCBI's taxonomy places the organism in Eukaryota, Metazoa, Mollusca, Polyplacophora, Chitonida, Chitonidae. Bases 43 to 1284 code for a protein of 413 amino acids.